Molecule: messenger RNA, 919 nt
Organism: Dreissena polymorpha
Lineage: Eukaryota; Metazoa; Mollusca; Bivalvia; Myida; Dreissenidae
Product: probable 28S ribosomal protein S23, mitochondrial
Exons: 5
Coding region: 70-537 (155 amino acids)
Biological process (GO): translation
Cellular component (GO): mitochondrion; ribosome
Molecular function (GO): structural constituent of ribosome
Source: RefSeq, a predicted model, not a curated record
AACCGGAAGUUAUUAAUAUGAAAACGCGCGAGAUCCCACGAGAAGUUUGAAAGCGCUCGAUUGAAAUUGAUGACAAUGGCCGGCUCAAGGGUGCACAGACAUGGGACCAUUUAUAAACGUGUUGAAGGAUUGAUAAAGUCUGAAGCAUUGCAAUGGAAAGACAGACCUUUGUGGUUUGAUAUCUGGAAGAAAUUCCCACCCCAGGUGGAACCAAAGGAGGAUAGGCCUGUGCCAAAUGUCCAUGUUCGAAAAAUACUUUACCCAGAAGAUAUGGUGAGAGCUAAAAUGCAGGAAGUUUAUGAAGUCACAGGGACAGUAAAAAACUUGAGGACCAAAUGGAAAGGCAAAUCCAAAAAUCAGUUAUUUGUGGAAGAAUAUGUGCGACUCCAAAAGCCUGGUUUGUCUGUGGCUGAGGUUUUCAGGCAGGUGGAGCAGGAAUUCAGAGCCAGGGGACAACAGUUUAUCAGGAAACCAAAGAAUGUACUGCACAAUGCAGAAGAAACUGAACCACAGAAUGAAGAAUCGAAAAAGUCUUAGCAAUCACAAGAGACUGUGUUCAAGGCUGGUUUGACUAGGAAACAAAGAUACAGACUGUUGUAUUCAAGAUUUCACAGUUCAAUGGAAGAAAUGUGAAUGAGAUUUGAUUGGGCUAGGAAUGGGCAGCCACUUAUACAAGUUGGUCAAACUCCCACCACUGCUUUGACUAUAAUGGGAUUUAUUGAAUUAUUGACUACAUUCAGGUUAUCAACUUGCUGAGAAUUUUGUAAUUUUCUUUGUGCAUAAUGUGGUAGAGGCCUCAAGUAAAGCUGUGUCCUAUUUUGACAUGUGCCAGUUAAACAAUUUAGCUAAAAUAACUUCUUCUUUUUGUGUGCACAAAUCUAAAAUUAAAAUUCAACAGCAUAUAAAAUUUUGAAACUUC